Hypoxylon trugodes is the source of this 1529-nucleotide messenger RNA. RefSeq lists its product as uncharacterized. The transcript is spliced from 2 exons. The record is from RefSeq and is a predicted model, not a curated record. Lineage: Eukaryota; Fungi; Ascomycota; Sordariomycetes; Xylariales; Hypoxylaceae. The coding region runs from base 214 to 1308 and encodes 364 amino acids.
CAUGCUUAUAAGGCUUCUCUACGCAAGCGAAGCCAAUAGGCACCGCUCUUAUACUUCCAGCCUGUGACGGUGGGUACUACAUACUACGCGUAUGUUCCCCUAGCAUAUAUUAUUAUCCAUCACCGCACCCUGAGCUAGCUAGGGGUGAUGGGUGCUCUGGAUAUUUGCACGACUGAUAGUUGAUUCGUUCGUUGAUCGUCCCAUCGUCUCAUCAUGACCAUGACCAUGACCCCCAUAGCGGAUCAUCUCUGGGGAAGACUCCCUCUGGAGCUGAUAGAGCGGAUCUUAGACCUUUUGGUGGACGAAUAUGACCAGGACCCUGCAUACCAAUGGACCACGUUGCGGCACACGGCGAGACGACAGAUGCGCCGCAUCGAACGCCAUUUUCUACGUCAUUGGGUGCCCAAGUUGACUAUCACACUAUACUCGGGUCCGCGGUGUCAGAUCGACUAUAGAUUAUCUAACUAUUCCGGCAACGAUAAUCUCGGAAUCCGUCGGGUUCGAUUCCAGACGUUGGGACCUGGUCUGGCGAAUUCGUUGAACAAAGAGGGGAUCCGGACAUUAUGGGACCAGUACAGCUUCGAGAACCGAGUAGCCCACUUGAGAUUAGGCGAGGGUAUCCUGAACAAUGGCAUGACAGGUGGUUACAUUGUCAAUGAUACCGAUAUCGUCGAUCUAGAAGUGGAAAAUGAUGGGCUAUCUAUCGCAUUCGAUUGGCGACGCACCUUAGAUGCACUACUUCGGGAGGAAGUGAUGAUGCAGAAACUCCAGACGGAGAUGGCUAUAGAUAGAAAGAAAAAGCUGGCAGGGGAACGCCGGUGGCCACCAUUCCCCAGGAUUCAAAGACUAGCUCUCGUCAAAGCUUUUGUGCUAGAUAUUCAAAUGGCCAAAAGGGUUGCGAUGCAACAACAUCGCUUGAAACGCCAUGACCCGUCAGGCGAGACCAAGCUAGGAAGUCUAACUCAUGAGUCGCGACAUCUACACAAACAAGAUCUUCCCCCGCACCCGCCAGCAUCAGAACCAGGCAGGGCAUGUUGCAUAAUCUGCUCUCGUCGUACAGGACCGUCCAUAUUCGAAGUCGUUGCCUGCGAGGAGAGUGUGGUGUUAAGCUUGGAUGGAUGGCAGCAACUUGAAAAAGAAGAGUUGCUUGACUUGUAUGCCGAAGCGUAUGGCUGGAACUGUUAUCGGUGUCUGGGCCAGGAGAAUAACGUCUCGUGGCAACAGACCAGCAAGAAUGACUGGCUUACGGUAUGCAGUAGCAGCGCCGAGAAAUUACACACUAUACGCAGGUGGAAUCCCUGGUUCUGAGCACGACUGGAUGUUAGUAAGCUGCUAAUUUGGAACCCUUCUCACUUUCCUACGUAAGGCAAUGUAUCAGAUGAAAUUGGAAGCGGUCAUUUCGUGGAUACCGGAACUCACCUAGCUAAAGAGGGCAAGUCUGUCUAUAUCUUAUGAGUUUAAAUGAUUCAGGGCGAGAACAUUGUUAUCUUACUGUAUAGUAAUUUGGUAAGCAUAUUAGGACUAGUUUG